GGGACCAGCUAACAUCUGGGCUUGGUAAACUCAUACACCAGGCUCCAUACCUGGCACGUUAGGGGUUUUGGUGUGAGUCCUGGCUCUUGCAGCAGCAGAGCACAAAGAUUGGCACAGGCUUUGCAGCUGCCACAGAUUCAUUUCAAUGCCUCCAGGGCAAAUGCUGCUGUUGUUGUCAAAAAAACGAAAUUCCUCUCAAUGUACACACUUACAAUCUAAAUACACACAUCUGGGCAUCCUGGCCAAACACAAAACACAAAACCCAUGCUAUCCAUGGGUAUUAUGUUGCCGCUGUGAGACAAUGUGACAUAGUCUCUUUACCCGGUAAUGAAAAGACAGAUUGAAAUGACAGUUUGAAAUAAACAAAUAUGCAUUGAGUAUUGCAUCUGCUGCUCCAGGCUUUUGUAGUACAGAACAGAGACACAGUUCUUAGAACGGUUUGCUUUGGCACAGGUAAAUACCAUGCUAAAACAGAAUGGGAUUGUAUAGAACGUGCCAUAAAAACGUGCCUUGUCAAUACACAGUUGCUUCCAUAACUCCUAUUAUACAUACAGUAUGUGCCUAAAUCCACUAAAUAAUAUAGAAAAUCUGGAUCUGAUGCUUUUUCAAAGGAAAAUGUAAGUUAAGGGAUGGAUUCCCUCUAAAAGAAGGCUGAGUUUUCAUUUAAUCUCUGUUUAAUUAUUUUCUGCAGGACCUGUUGUUGUUUUCAGUGUAAUUGGUUUGUAAUCAGUACAGAAAACACCUGGACUGGCUACAUAGCACAAAGCGAUUAGCUUGAACGGGGCUUGGCUUUAACUUGUGAAUCCUAACUAAAGUAUAUAAAUAUCUGGCACAGGAGACAAAACUGGAUGGGAAGCCUGCCAGGAAGCAGGUGGCAAACUAAGCUUAUUGCUGACAAGGCAAAGACAACUCUUCUGUUGGGACCUCACAUCUGCCCACGCUUCCCUGCCCUGCCUGGUGCUUCCUGCCCUUUUAACACCUGCCAGCUCUGCGCACACCAGGCGGGGGCAGCCAGGGACAGCCUGGCCAGAAUAAGACUUGUCCAUGGAGAGGGGGAAUAUACAUGGUCAAAGACUCCAUUCACAGGAGCCAGGGUUUUCCAAGAGACUGUGGGAUGUCCUCUUGGUCCUGAGCACUGCAUCCGAGCAGGCAGAACACCUGAAUCAUUCCAUAAGUUGGGAAUUCUGUACAUUGGGAAUUACUUGUGAUGUUAUCUCAGCUCUGCCUUCCCUACUGUUCUUGAUGACCUGAUCAGAUCAGCCUUUGCCAGCUGCUGCCCUUUAUAUUUUACUUUUCUUCUAAAGGAAAAUAAUAAUUACACUUAAUAAUAAUAGCAAUAAUAAUAAUAGCCUUCCUCAGGAAAUCAGUUCACGUGACAGGCCAAAUUCAUCUUCGGGCCAUUACAAGGGAGAGCACAUGGAGUAAUAACAAGAGGCAGACCUUACCUAACAGACCCACAAGCUGGCAGCAGGCUCCACAAGGAGGAAUAUUUAAUUAUGAGGAAUCCGAUGGCGCCAGUUUUGCCCUGCUCUUGUAAGAUGAGCACAGUAAUGCUGUGUACCAGCCCACUCUGUGCACAAAAUGCUCCUGAGAUCAUCUGCCUCACAGCAGCCUGUCCUCAACGCAUUGCUAGGCUGUGCUGGCUGUGUCGCAGGAAAAGGGCUCUCAGAGAAUUUGUGUAAUGCCCAAGCUGGCCUGUGAGGUCCCAGACAGACAGUCCUACUUCCUGAGUAUUGAUGUGUGCAUCUUCAUCAGCACACAGACAUUUCACGUUUACUGACCAUGCUUGUUUCCAGCUUGUUCUCCCACCUGUGAAGGGAUGGCCCAUCACUGCAAGACUUACCAGCCUUUCACUUCAGCCAAACAUUUUCCAUUGAUGAACUCAGCUCAGUUUUCAUCCAUGAACAGACAGGAAAGAGACCCAUUGAGAAUGAUCCACACUGACCAUGCAAAUCGGAGCGAUACAAACAUCAAGAGAUUUGCAUUUAAGCAAAUCCCAAACAAGGUAUUGUGGAGACAUCAUUAAAUCGUAGAAAAUAUAUUUCCAUCAGGCUCAGCUGGAACUUUAUCAGUGGAGAAUGAGCACUGACUUCACUCUGCUCUGGGAAGCUCAUGACAGCCGUUCUCCAACCUCCUACAAGAUCUGAGAGCUGGGACUUGUCACCAGUGAUCGCAAUGGAAACAGUUACUACAGAUUUUGGCAAGCGAGUGUACCAAGGAGUGCGAGUGAAACACACAGUCAAAGAUCUUCUUGCUGAAAAGCGAUCCAGGCAGAGCAGUGGCUCCUGCUUCAGUGGCAGCAGCAGCACACCACAGUCAUCUUUUGUCCAAAUGCCAGGUUCCCCUACCACGGCUGGUUACUACGGGGUCAGGAGGUCCUUCACAGCUGACUUGGAUUUCCACAACACAAAGCAGUUUGUCGGUGAUGUCUAUUCAUCCCCGCUGGGGUCCAAGCCCUUCACGUGUGAUUCCUCCACCACCCAGGGCUACCCAACACUUCUGGACCCGUAUCUCCCUGAGCAAUACGGGGAUUUCCGUACCGCUCCCCUCACGCCUGGUACCAGCUCCUUCUUCAGCCCUUCUUCACUGCCCCCUCUCCUGCCAUCCUUCCCCAAUGACACAGCGCAUUUCCUACUAAGAGAGCCGUGGGAGCAGACCUCUCCUGACAGCCUGGGCCAGUCGGACGCCGCUUGCUCUGACCCUCCACAGGCGCUGCCUGCGGGCACCGGCUGCCUCGCCUCGCACGAGCCCGGAGGCGCUUCCCCAUAUCGGAGCUCGGGCUGGACCCCAGCCAGCCCCGGAGCCCAGCCCUACCCCCUGCAUCCCCUUGAAGAUGCCCACUACUCGCCCAGCUACGCCGCCACCUCGCCCUACUCCUUCUCGCCCUUCGUCACCGCGGCAAGCGAGCUCGCCUCCAGGAUGAGCCACCUCUCGCCGGAGCCGCCCGCGGAGCUGCCGCCCCUUCACGAUAACUCUGCCUGGGCGAAGGAGGAUGGAAGUCCCGUCUGGGGCACGUACGAAGGCCGGAGAACUUACUGAGGAGAGAUGAGAGCUGGAGGGAAGGGCAGGCGCUGACUGUUAUUGAGGCAAAUGAGCUACUCGCAUGCUUUUUCCUAGCAGUUUCCUUCAGACAGAGGAUGCUAACAACGCGCAAUGCUUCACGCUCUGGGUAGAAGUCACUGGAUAUACCACGUCUAGCUUACAGGGGUGCUCUGGUGCCUUAGGAAAGCCAUAGCUCACAGUCCUGCUGUGCUACAAGUAAAAUACACAGCCUGAAAAAUACCUGCACAUUACUGGCCUGUGCUGCAAGGACAGAUCUCAGGUACUCGCUUUCAGAUGCUGAGA
Molecule: messenger RNA, 3345 nt
Organism: Oxyura jamaicensis (ruddy duck)
Lineage: Eukaryota; Metazoa; Chordata; Aves; Anseriformes; Anatidae
Gene: POU2AF2
Product: chromosome 24 C11orf53 homolog
Exons: 5
Coding region: 2113-3039 (308 amino acids)
Molecular function (GO): DNA binding; POU domain binding
Source: RefSeq, a predicted model, not a curated record